Closterium sp. NIES-67 is the source of this 920-nucleotide messenger RNA. Lineage: Eukaryota; Viridiplantae; Streptophyta; Zygnematophyceae; Desmidiales; Closteriaceae. The record is from the annotation of a GenBank genome assembly.
GCCCUUGAUGGAACGUUCUUGCUUUCUGCUCAACGUGCAACGCUCCUCAUCGCAACUUCAUUGGAUGGUAACAACAACAUCAUUGUUCUCGCCUUCGCACUGGUUGAAGGGACAAAGGUCUUGUUCCUGCUGUGAAGGAAGUCUUCCCCUCACUCCCGCACUACUUUUGUUCGUGGCACUUGGAGCAGAACUUGACAAGUCUGGGCGGCAGCAGCAACAGUAUGCUGGCAGUGUUCGACAGCAGCCACGCCGACAGCAGGGUCGCCUCCAGCGGCGGGGCCAGCAGCAGCGGCGGCAAGGGCAGCAGCAGCAACCGGGGCAGAGUGGGCAGCAGACUCGGCUGUCUGAGCAGCAGCAGCAGCAACAGCAGCAGCAGCAGCAGCAGCAGCAGGGCCAGCAGCAGCAGCAGGGGCGACAGCAGCAGGGCCAGCAGCAGCAGCAGGGCCAGCAGCAGCAGCAGGGGCGACAGCAGCAGGGCCAGCAGCAGCAGCCGGGGCAGAGUGGGCAGCAGGCAGGGCAGUCUGAGCAGCAGCAGCAGCAGGGCCAACAGCAGCAGGGACAGCAGCAGCAGCAAGGCCAGCAACAGCAGGGCCAGGGUUCACAUCAGUGGCACGGACAGCAGGAGCAGCAGAGUGGGCAGCAAGCAGGGCUAUUUUGGCAGCAGCAGCGCCAAGAUGGGCAGCAGCAACAACAGUUGCGACAGCAGCACCAGCAACAACAGGCUCCCGCCAGCAUACAUGCUUGCAACCCUGUGGGAUUGGAUGAUGAAAAGGCUUUACGAGGCAAGUGAGGACGCGGGUGAGAAUGACGGGUUCCUGACUCCCAAGGCUGCUGAAAGGUUUGAGAACAAGCGGCACCGGGCGGAGAAUUAUAUUGUUGAAUGCUCAUCCAUUGGUGGAGCUGGGGUUGUGACAAAUCGA